Molecule: messenger RNA, 2614 nt
Organism: Periconia digitata
Lineage: Eukaryota; Fungi; Ascomycota; Dothideomycetes; Pleosporales; Periconiaceae
Source: the annotation of a GenBank genome assembly
UUGAGUAGUUUUUGUUGGAUCACACAACAUGGGCCGCUGUGGCUUUGUGGGGGCGUGCAUGAUCCGCCACUUGCCGACUCCAUAUAGGUACGUGAAGAAAUGCAGAAGAAAUGCACAAAGACGAUUGUCAAUUGUAACAAGCAGCACUUGAAACCUAGAAACAGCCAUUCCUAAACAUCUCGCCCCUCUCAUACCAGGCAAAUCCAAAUCCACCUGGCCAAGCAUCUCAGUCGAUGAGUAUGUGCUUGGCUCGGAUUCUCUCCCAAACAAGGUAUAGAUUUUGUAAUAAUAUACAUGGAGCAUGUCCAGCUGUGACAUUCACUGGCGCCGCAAAUCACUAAUGCGCGCUUGGGCACCCGCGUCUCCAACAAUUAAACCCCUGCAGUAUGUACCGCGGUAGUCGCUACUCCUAAUCUGGGUGGCGAAAUUGCGUUCUAGAAACAUGGCAAAAAGGUACAUACAUUGUCGGCUGUCCGAACACGGCAUUGUAGGGGCGAAACUUUGUUUGGUUGUCUUUCUCCCGCCGGAUUCUGAGGAACGUGGCAGCCACAUUUUUGUUCCUGGACACCAAUUGUGUGUCGUGAUAUUGCAUCUUCCGCCAUUGUUCCAGUUCAGCGCAAUGAAACCCACAAUCUCGCUCUCGUUGGCGACGUUGGGAACUAUACUUGCACAUGCACAGUAUCCCUCUGCUCUUCCAGAUGUUGCACCUGCGGCUGCUAAGCUUCCAGCCGACUCAACAGAUGCUGAAGUGUCAUUACUGGAACCUGAGACAGUGCAAGUCACUGACGAAGUGAUAGCAAAUCUUGUCGACAGUAAUGAGACGGCGGAGUACGCAGACUUGUUUGCUUUCGCGGAUAGCACGAUAUCGACCCCAGCGGCGCGGAAGAGAGACCUAUUGAGACGAUCUUCUAGUUGCAAGACAGCUCCCGGCGAUAUUCUAUGGCCUUCCGAUUUGGUGUGGGGUAUUUUCGAUCUAUUGACUGGAAAUGCCCUGGAUGACAUUGUACCACUUGGAUCUGUAUGCUAUCCCGAAUCCGAGUUCGAGAAUUACGACAAGGCGAAAUGCGAAGAAGUUAUGGCUAGUUGGAGUAAAGACGCUCUUCAUUAUAACGAUCCCGGCUCAGCAAUGUUCCCCAUAUACAGUGGCAUGACAUGCUUACCGAAAGCCAAUGCAACUGCCUCGGACACCUGCACGCUUGGAGGAUAUUCAAAGCUCUCGCUUGAGGUCAGAAGUGUAGCACAAAUCCAGCUUGCUGUGAAUUUCGCUCGAACCCUCAAUCUUCGUUUGAUUAUCAGAAACACUGGACACGAUUAUAACGGACGAUCAAUCGGAAAAGGUGCUCUUAGUCUGUGGACCCACAAUCUCAAAGAUAUCAUUUAUAUCAAGAACUACAAGGACUCGUACUACAGUGGCCCAGUCUUCCACGUCGGUGCAGGAGUGCAGGGUUUCGAGCUUCUUCAAGCUGGCGAGAAGUACGGUGUCAGUGUAACGACAGGUAUCUGCCCUACUGUCGGAAUCGCAGGUGGAUAUAUAACCGGGGGAGGCCACAGUCCUUUGAUGCAGCUUUUCGGCAUGGGAGCCGAUCAGGUGGUUUCUAUGAACGUAGUCACGGCUAGCGGACGUUUCAUUACCGUUACUCCGAAGCUAAACUCCGAUCUAUACUGGGCUAUGCUCGGUGGUGGAGGUGGUACUUUUGGCAUUGUUACAUCAGUUGUCAUGAAAGUCCACCCGAAAAUUCCUGUCACCGCCUCCGUCUUCAACUUUACAACCUCUCCCACUGUCUCCGAUGUCACUUUUUGGAAAGGCGUGCGCGCUUUCUGGGAUGAGAUGCCUAAGUACAAUGCUGCUAAGACGUACUCGUUCUUCCAGAUGAUGAACAUGGCCAACGUCGGGGUUCCAGGUGGUGGCUAUGCGUUCAACAUGGUUCCUUUCUUCGCCACCAACAAGACAGUCGAUGAGUUCAACGCCCUGACAAAGCCAUUUUUCGAUACUCUCAAGUCCCUUGGCAUUCCGUAUCAGAUUGAGACGAAGUACUAUGACUCCGUCUACCCGGCCUUUCAAGCCACAUUUGCCCCUCAGGAUCAGGCAAUUGGCAGCACCUCUGGCACCCCGGGAAACAGAAUGCUUCCAAGCAAGAACUGGGAGGAAGAAACUCUCAGCAACCAGACUUUUGACGCGAUAAAGCAUACCGUGGACAACACCAUUGUGACCCUCAUGUAUCACCAGAUGUCACAAAACCCCUCCCAAAUAAUCAACUCGGUCAACCCAGCGUUCCGCACUGAAGGCGGUAUGGUGGUGGCGGUGAACGGCGUCAACGAUCUCUCGCCAAGGGGUCUUGCUGAUGCUGGCGAAAAGAUGACAAAUGUUAUCAUGAAACCGCUCCGAGACGCAACACCUAAUGGCGGCACGUACGGCAAUGAAGCUGAUAUUUCGGAGCCUGGGUGGCAGCAAUCAUUCUGGGGCACAAAUUAUGAUCGCCUAGUUUCUAUCAAGAAGAAGUGGGACCCUACAGGUCUGUUCUACGUGUAUCGUGGUGUAGGUAGUGAAGGGUGGGUAGUUGAGGAUGGCGAUCGUGGGGUACAGACGCAGGAUGGCAAGUUAUGUAGAGUAUAG